Molecule: messenger RNA, 1010 nt
Organism: Theileria parva strain Muguga
Lineage: Eukaryota; Apicomplexa; Aconoidasida; Piroplasmida; Theileriidae
Exons: 1
Coding region: 84-1010 (308 amino acids)
Source: RefSeq, a predicted model, not a curated record
GUCUGAAUAAGAUAAAGUUAUCAAUUAUUUCCCCAUCCAGAUCUAUGAAAAAUAUUAUAAGAUUGAAAUAAUAUUCUUUCGAUAUGAAAAAUGUUUUUUUGAAGAAUGUUUGUCUGAUCUUUGCACUGAUCUUUUACCAUAUAAAGAUUGUCUCUUCGGCCCUACUAAAUAUAAAUAACAUUGAUAAUUCAAAAUUCAAGGUAGUAAAAAUUGUUGAUGGAUUUGUGAUUAAGGUGAUGAUAUACCCAACUGCAGAUAAUCCAAUAAAUGAAGUAUGUAAAAAUUCCAAAAUUAUUUGGGAGGUUCAUCCGGGUGAGAAGAUAAAAUGUGUUACUCAUAUUACAUCUAAAUUAUGUGAUGCACAACUUAUGGUCAUCGACGUUGAAAAUCCAGAAAAAAAAUAUACGAUAUAUUUUAGAAAAUACUAUCUACAUUUUAGAGUUAUCAACGAAAAUACGUUUGACAAAAUGUUAAAAAAAAUUGUUAGAUCUUCAGUUAGGAAAAUUAGAAAACAUGGAGAUCCUAAUAUUGAUAAAGAUAAAAAUCGUAGAAAACGUAAACUUAAAGAUGAAGUUGAUCACAAAGCUAGGAAAAUUAAAAAAAGAGAAAUUACUGAAAAAUCAGAUCCAAUCGAAGCUACUCAAUCCACAACAUCUCAACCAUUAGAACCUGUAACCACUCAGGUGGUAAUAUCAUCCGAUGAAGAUGAAUCUACUGAUUCAGCAUCUGAAGAGCUAACUGAGGAACAAAAGAAACAACAGAGAAAGGACUUAAUGGAGAGUUUAAAAAAGAAAAUUCAACAGAGAAUUGAAGACAAAUCUAAGGAAAGUGAGUCUAAAGCAUUAGAACCCGAAACCAUUCAAUUUGAAGUGUCAUCAGAUGAAGAAGAAGCGGAUGAGCCAACUUCAAAAGGUGAUGAUUAUGAUAAGGAAGAACCCCCAUCUGAUAGUAAAGACAAAAGAGAUCCUUCAACUCUUCCACUUAAGAAAAGACCAUAUAAACCUGAAUAA